Musca vetustissima is the source of this 1464-nucleotide messenger RNA. RefSeq names its product L-threonine ammonia-lyase. The coding region runs from base 1 to 1464 and encodes 487 amino acids. The transcript has 6 exons. Gene Ontology annotation, molecular function: threonine deaminase activity; L-serine ammonia-lyase activity. Gene Ontology annotation, biological process: L-serine catabolic process; L-threonine catabolic process. NCBI's taxonomy places the organism in Eukaryota, Metazoa, Arthropoda, Insecta, Diptera, Muscidae. The record is from RefSeq and is a predicted model, not a curated record.
AUGGGUGGUGGUCAAAAUGGUGUAGAAAUUCCUGUCACAACGGAAAAAGUGACAAAUGGCACAAAAUCCUCCGCAAAUGGUGGCGGCAAGGCAAUCAUCAAGGAAAAUGUAAAUGGUACCAUCGUUAUACCUAGCGCUAACAUGAAUAUUCCAGCACAAUUUGAAGCAAAUGGUGAAAUUAUUGAUCCUCAUUGUGAUCCCAAGAAACCACAAAAGAUUUCAUUCCAUGACAUCACAUCGGCGGCAUUUUUAAUUAAGGAUGGUAUUGAAAGAACGCCAUGUCCGCGUUCAACCACCUCAGAUUCAUAUGGCAUGGAUUUAUAUUUGAAAAAGGAUUUUCUGCAAUACACAGGAAGUUUCAAAGAACGUGGUGCCCGCUAUGCUUUAUUAUCUCUAUCGGAUGAACAAAAGAAAAUCGGUGUUAUAUCAGCCUCAUUGGGUAAUCAUGCUCAGGCUCUCAGUUAUCAUGGCUGGAAAUUGAAUAUCCCCGUCACGGUGGUUAUGCCCAAAGCUGCACCGAUUAUGAAAAUUCAGAAAUGCCGCAACUACAAAGCCAAUGUUAUUGUCGAGGGUAAAGAUAUGGGUGAGGCCAAGGCAUUGGCCAUGAAAAUGGCCAAAGAACAGAAGAUGUUGUACAUCAAUGGCUACGAUCAUCCACACAUUAUGGCCGGACAGGGUACUAUUGGUUUGGAAAUUUUAGAACAAGUACCAAAUCCAGAUGCCGUGAUAAUUCCAGUGGGUGGUGGUGGCCUUAUUGCUGGUAUUGCAACGGCUGUUAAGGCCCUGUCGCCAAAAACUAAAAUUAUUGGUGUCGAAUCAGCCAAAUGCCCUAGUUUCUCUAAUGCCAUGGAAAAUAAUGGUCCAAUUCACACGCCCAUUAAAAAUACCUUGGCCGAUGGCUUGGCUGUACCCAAGGUGGGUUAUAAUGCUUUCGUCACAGCUCUGCCAUUGAUUGAUAAAAUGGUUGUCGUCAAAGAGGAGUGGAUUGCUUUGGCCAUUCUUCGUUUGGUCGAGGAGGAGAAAUGUGUGGUGGAGGGUGCUGGCGCAUCAGGUUUGGCAGCCAUUUUGGCUGGCCAUCUGCCGGAAUUGAAGGGAAAGAAGGUCGUCAUCCUGCUGUGCGGUGGUAAUAUCGAUACCACAGUCUUUGGUCGCUGUUUGGAGCGUGGCUUGGCCGCCGAAGGUCGUUUGGUUAAAUUCAAUGUUGAGGUAUCCGAUCGUCCCGGUGGCAUUCAUGAGUUGUGUGAAAUUCUCUCGGAUCUUGGUGUAUCCAUUAAGGAUAUUAUGCAUGAACGUGCCUGGCUGAAGGAUAUCUACACUGUGGAGGUGAAAGUAAUUUGUGAGACGAGAGAUUGGGCCCAUAGCACAGAAUUGAAAGAAGAACUGAAGCGACAUUAUACAAAAGUACAAUUCUCUGAGGAACCAUUGGCCAUACAUGAACAGAUGAUUAACCAAGGCAAGAAAUAG